Molecule: messenger RNA, 5601 nt
Organism: Rhineura floridana
Lineage: Eukaryota; Metazoa; Chordata; Lepidosauria; Squamata; Rhineuridae
Product: AFG3-like protein 1
Exons: 17
Coding region: 18-2348 (776 amino acids)
Biological process (GO): protein-containing complex assembly; mitochondrial protein processing
Cellular component (GO): membrane; m-AAA complex
Molecular function (GO): metalloendopeptidase activity; ATP hydrolysis activity; ATP binding
Source: RefSeq, a predicted model, not a curated record
GGAGUGAUAGGACAGUAAUGGCCCAUCGGCUGGCGGCGGCAGCUUUGUCGCCAUCUUUGGCCGCCCUGUGGAGGGGCCGCUGCCACAGUCGCGGACUCACGAAGCUGGCACCGGUCCGGCAGUGGUUUCAGAGAGUCCAUCCAGGAUGCGUCACAUCCUUCCAUCACGGGUUGUGCUCCAAGCUUCCUGAAGGCUUUGAGAAGAAAGCUGAAAAGAGUCCAACAGACGCAGCUCCCGACAACAAAGAGCCUCUUGGUUCUAAAGAUCUCAAGCACCCAAAACAUGCUGGGGGCAGCGGUGGUGGAGGGAGCAAGAGAGGAAGGAAAGAGGAGGAUUUGGGGUGGCAGAACCGCGUGCAGAAGGGAGAGUUCCCUUGGGAUGACAAGAACUUCCAGUACCUGGCUGUCAUGGGAGCUGCAAUCAUCUCAGGGUUCUUCUACUUCUACUGGCAAGAUUCGGGCACAGAGAUCAGCUGGAAGCACUUUGUGCAUUGCUACCUGGCCAGAGGAUUGGUGGAUCGACUGGAAGUAGUGAACAAAGAGUUUGUGCGGGUCGUCCCAAUCCCUGGAGCCACCUCAGAGAGGUACGUCUGGUUCAACAUUGGCAGCGUGGAUAGCUUUGAACAAAACCUGGAGAGAGCUCAGCUGGAGUUGGGGAUUGGCAGUGCGCACCAGGUUUCUGUCGUCUACGGCACGGAGAGCAAUGGCUCCUUUCUCCUGACAAUGGCACCCUCUCUGCUGCUGAUGGGCUUCCUGCUGUUCACUCUGAGACGCAGGCCAAUGGGAAGCGGGCACAGCAGACGACGGGGAGGGAUCUUCAGCAUUGCAAAGACAACAGCAAAGGUCCUGGAAGGCAACAUCGAAGUGCAGUUCAAAGAUGUGGCCGGCUGCGAAGAAGCCAAGCUGGAGAUCAUGGAGUUUGUGAACUUCUUGAAGAAUCCCAAGCAGUACCAAGAUCUCGGGGCCAAGAUCCCAAAGGGAGCAAUGCUCACAGGCCCUCCGGGUACAGGCAAAACCCUCUUGGCCAAAGCUACUGCAGGAGAAGCCAACGUCCCUUUCAUCACCGUGAACGGCUCUGAGUUCCUAGAAAUGUUUAUUGGAGUUGGACCUGCUAGGGUUCGGGAUAUGUUUGCCUUAGCACGGAAGAAUGCCCCUUGCAUCCUCUUCAUCGAUGAGAUUGAUGCCAUUGGGAGGAAGCGGAGCCACGGGCACUUUGGGGGCCAGAGCGAGCAAGAGAACACCCUCAACCAGCUGCUAGUAGAGAUGGAUGGGUUCAAUAGCAACACAAACGUUGUAGUGCUUGCAGGCACAAACCGGCCCGACGUCUUGGACCCGGCGCUGAUGAGACCAGGACGCUUUGAUCGGCAGAUUUAUAUCGGCCCACCGGACAUCAAGGGCAGAGCAUCCAUCUUCAAAGUCCACCUCCGACCUCUGAAACUGGGCGCAAAUAUCAGCAGAGAUGCUCUGGCUCGAAAGAUGGCGGCCCGGACUCCAGGAUUCACAGGUGCCAACAUCUCCAACGUUUGCAACGAGGCUGCCCUCAUUGCCGCACGGCACGCCAGUCCCACCGUGAACGAGAUGCACUUUGAACAGGCCCUCGAGAGGGUCCUUGGGGGGCUUGAGAAGAAGACCCAAGUCCUGCAGCCAAACGAGAAGGCCGUAGUGGCUUACCAUGAAGCCGGACAUGCUGUGGUUGGCUGGUUCUUAAAGCAUGCAGACCCUUUGGUGAAGGUCUCCAUCAUCCCCCGGGGGAAGGGCCUGGGCUACGCACAGUACCUGCCUCAGGAUCGCUGCCUCUACACCCGGGAGCAGCUCUUUGACCGCAUGUGCAUGAUGCUGGGGGGCCGUGUUGCAGAGCAGCUCUUCUUUGGCCGGAUCACAACUGGUGCCCAGGAUGACCUCCGGAAGGUGACGCAGAGCGCCUAUGCCCAGGUUGUGCAGUUUGGCAUGAGUGACAAACUGGGCCAGGUCUCCUUCGACCUUCCGCAGCAGGGCAAGCUGCUGGCCGAGAAGCCCUACAGUGAAGCCACCGCGGAGCUGAUUGACGAAGAGGUGCGUGCCUUGAUCAGCACGGCCUACGAGAAGACCCUGCAGCUGCUGAGUCAGUGCCGUGGCCACGUGGAGAAGGUAGGAAAGCGUCUCCUGGAGAAGGAGGUCCUGGAGAAGGCAGACAUGGUAGAGCUUUUGGGACCAAGGCCCUUUGCAGAGAAAUCCACCUAUGAGGAGUUUGUUGAAGGGACUGGGAGCUUAGAUGAAGACACCUCCCUCCCUGAGGGCCUGAAGAACUGGAAUCUCAACCAGGAAGAGGAGGAGAGCCAAGGAGAGAGAGUCCAGGAAAAGUCAUCGUAGGAGAAAAAGGACUGGCCUGGAUUGAUUCAUGUGGCACAUUGUUCAUUGGUCAAGUGCUGAGGCCCAUUUCUCAGAGGAUCAGCUUCCAGGUGGAGCAUCGCUCUUGGAUGCUGUGAUGGGGAUGACACUGCGGAGAGAUCAGCUGAGCCUUGCUUUGCUUGAAAUCAUGGAACACUCUCAGGCUUCUGUUCCACUAAAGCACCAGCUGCAGUGAUGGAGGGCCUUUGUCUGCAGCAAGCAACUCUCUUCCGUUCUCCCUCUCCAACAAAGGGCAUGAACUAGGACAGCUGCUUGAGGAAGAGACAGGCAGGGCCCACCUCCUGAAUUGAGCAUGAAUGGCCUCUGUGCUUCUAGUAAAGCUACUGCCUAUCUGACCUCACAAGGUGCACAGACUUGGCAGUCUGGGAAGGUAAGAACAGGCCUGGAAUAUCCUCCCCAGUGAAGUGCUCUGCCCCAAGGGACCAAGGGUUGCCUUAUUGUGCUCCGUGUUUUCACUCCAGCUUUCCCCUGCCUUCUCCCUGCCCCUCCCACCACCAGUUUGUCUGGCAAACAAGCAAUAAUGAGACUGGAAAGGCCAAACAGAAGAACUGCUGUGAAUCCCAUGGACUUAUUGGUGGUGGGUGCGAAACUGGAAAGGCUUCUUUGCAGGAGAGCAAGGGGCUGAAAGUGGGUAGGGUCUGUGGGGAAUAAACCCCAUUGGGAAGGGUCUGAAUAGGAGCAUGGUGCUAGUUAAAAUGGUGCUACUUGAAUCCUACACCUCUUGCCAUGUUGGCAUCAGAGGCCCCAGAGGAUUAUGGGAGCAGGAGCGCCUAGCAUAGCCAAUAAGCCAUGGCUGCCCUGUGCACCGCAUCCACUGAUUUCCAAUUGCCUCUGGAACUACCUCUCUCUCUUGCAGUUAUUUUUCACCCCCAAAUGCCUUCCCCACAGAGGAGGUUUUGCCUUGAUGGAGAGCCAGGAAGUGGGUUGCAACUUCCUCCCAGUCUUUUGGAUGAUUUAUAUUUAAGACUAGCCUGAGCAGCUCAGGGCACCUUUUGACCAUUACUUUCUGCUGCUUUUGCAUAGGAAGUGUCAGCUGUGAUGGACAAAUGCUUUACGAGCAAGCCAAGCCAUCGCCCCCUCCCCAUUGGCUUCAGGGCUCCAUCUACUGGGUCAGCCCAUGGCCCCGCUCACCACCCACCAUUUCUGGCGCUCCUUUCAUGGCACCUCAGUCUCAGUCACCAAAAAGCUUAGAAUUCCACCUCCGGCAUGCCUGGCAUGUGUCUGGGCCUGAACUGGGCCUGCACACCAUUCUUUGCCGCAUCCCUCCUUGCAUAGGGAGCAAAAGUCACGCUGUGCUUGUUGGUAGCAAGCUGCCUUAUACCGAUGCAGACUGUUGGGCCACCUAGCCCAGUUCAUUCUACUCUGACUAGCAGCUAUUCCCUCAGGCCUUCCGCCUAGAGAAGUUUUUCCCAGGACUGAUUCCUGGGGCCCCUUAAUUUGAGACUCCGGGGAUUGAACGCAGGACCUUCUGCAUGCACAGCCUGCACUCUGGCCCUUCCUUGUUCCAAGAAGGGGAACAUUUUACCAGCCUCGCUGCCCAGGUGAUUCCCCCAUUCCUUGCCAUCAGCAACGUUCCCUGAGAAUUGCACCCUUCCUCUACAACCUGUGGGGAUUUUGAUGUGUGUUGUGUGGACUCUUUUGUAGCCCUCGCUGUAGCGGCUUUGCCCAGCAUUCUCCCAGGUACCAGGGCAGUCUGGGUUUUUCCUGUGCAAUGCCCACUGGACAGAGGUCGCCCUGAACCGCCUACCCCUUGUUGGAAACCCUCCUGGCUCUGGCAUUGACCUGUCCAAAGAGUUAGACCCGCUGGAGUCCGGCUGGCUUCUGACAAAUUGACUUGCCAGAAAGAACAUUUACUAACUCAGCAGAACUCUGCUGGCUUUAGUGACAGUCCUAUUUACUGCAUUCAGAGACCAAAAUAAGUUUGGGCGGCCCUCCUCCUCCUCCUAGUACAGGCAACAUCUGCUGUGUGCUGAAAAGGGCCUUUUUCCUCCUUGAGUACCUUGCAAGGAGUCACACACUCCCUCACGCUCCGUAUGGGCUGCAGCUAGCUUGCUUCACCCCCACCCACCCCCCGUCUCGCAAAACAGGAUUUGGCCUUCCCACUGAGUUCCCUUGGUGGCACAAAAGUGUUCCAACUCCUUCCAUUCUACCCGUUGUCCUGCUGUUGUACCUUCACCUUUCUCUUUUCGUGACUGCCCUUUUCAUCUUAGGAAGUGGCCCUCAUUGGUAUAGGUCGGCCAUUUGUCCCUCUUGCCAAGCAAUGCUCUCUGCUCCAGCCUUCCCCAACAUGGUGCCCUCCAGAUCUUUUGGAACUAUGUCCUGGCAAGAGCUGGGGAGAAUGGUUUUGUCUGUUUUUAUAACUGCAUGUUCCUUAUGGUGAAGGGGCAGGUAAGAAAUCUUACAAAGUAGAUAAAUAAAUAGUCCCUAGCAACUGGGAGCUACCAGGUUGGGGAAGGCUGCCCUUCUGUGACUGGCACAGCUCUCCAGGGUCUUGAGCAGAGGCCAUCUUGACGGUGUGCACCUCAGAGACGUGUCUCCCGCUUGUGCUGCGCUCUCUGUGCUGCACAGCCUUCCACAGAGGUUUCCCCUUCUCUCCUUGUCAGAUUCCACACACAUUCCGUAGGUUUAGCUCUGUAUAAAAGAAGAGGCAGGGCGCUCGAGUGUGUGCAAAUGUAACUGGAUUUAAAAAUGAAACACACGCAAGCGCUAAAGCCAGCCUCACCAAAAAGACAGAUUGGUGGGUUUUUUUGCAGAAGAAGGAAAUGUGUGUCUUUUGUAAACAGAGGCAUAGGUUACGGAGGCCUUUGCAGGCAGGUCUGGAUGGAGGGCUGUGAGGAGUGAUGUACGAAGCACCAGAAGGGCCCAGACAGCGAUGGUGUGAUUUGUCAGUGUGGAUACAACCUAACACAUACCUCGGGUAAAAUGGGAGAUACGAGGAGGCUGAUAGAGGAGACAUGCAGCAAAUGUUGAUGAAGCUACUUGUAAGUGAUAACAAACGAACCUGGUUGGCCAAGUAGCCCCAGUCGGUGUUACCAGCAGGAAGCAAGAACACUGUUUGCAAAAAGCAGGCUUUGAAGACUCUAAAGUUGCCAACGAGGGACCAUCACCACCCCAACCCCGCAUUGUGCUGCAGAUUCCUGCUUUAGCAGCCUUCCAUGCAAGGAGCAAGGAAGGAAUUCGUUGGAUUUGGGAAAUAAAGUGUAUUUAUCUGACA